AUGGCCACAGCUGUUAGACAUAGGAUCCCGUUCCGGUUCUCUGAAGACGAUGGGCAGGAUGGGCCAAUAUUGGAUGAGCAGGAGCAAGAAGAGCUCAUUGAGAACCUGCGCAAGGCGGACGAGAGCUCCAACCUCAUCUACCACGUCGGACUGGAGGCAGUUAUCGGUCUCUCACUCGUUCUCUCAAGAAAGGUAUCUCCCCUGGCGGUCCUGCUGCCAGAUUCGCCUGUCCUGGCUAUCAUCACUGCACAUCCCCCUUCCUCUAUAUCAUCCUAUCACCCUUGGUUUGCCGCUGUUGGGCCAGCGUAUGCUUUGCUUCUGGGUCGCGGGUUAGUCGACGUGCUGUGGUGGGGCGUCCCGGCCGUCAUCACAGGGGUGGUCGCGCCGGUUACAAAGUGGGUGCAAGAUGGAGAGAAGGAUCUACAAGAACUGGAGAAACUGCGUUACACCGCGCGCGGCGCUUGA
This is a messenger RNA of Epithele typhae, 465 nucleotides long. RefSeq lists its product as uncharacterized. NCBI's taxonomy places the organism in Eukaryota, Fungi, Basidiomycota, Agaricomycetes, Polyporales, Epitheliaceae. The record is from RefSeq and is a predicted model, not a curated record. The coding region runs from base 1 to 465 and encodes 154 amino acids. The transcript has 4 exons.